CACACACCCACGCAGUCUUCGGCCAUGACGACCAUGGCAGCUCCACCUCGUCCGGCUCCCUUCUCGGCGCCACCAGUCGGUUCCGUGGCCGGGCCCCCUCUGCCUCAGCAAAUCCCCGGGCCUGCUUUGACCUCGCUACCGGCGACCAGAGGCGACAUUCGGGCUGCCAGGUCGGGCUUGGAAUCUGGACUGCGCGAGUAUAUGAGCCUCCAGAGACGAUGGUAUGAGACGGGCGAGGUUGCGAUCGAGGAACGACUUCGCAUACAGGCCGUAAACCUUGUUUCCGAUCUUCGUUUCCUCAGAAAGAACGUCUCGGCCAUUGUCAGGGCGGGCGAGUCUCGUCGAUGGCGACGGUGGAUUACUGGCACUGUGCUAGCCAUCUUUAUUCCAGCCGUGAGGGCCAUCUUCCGCAGGCCGGCGGAUGAGACAGAGACAUCCAAUGAUACCGAGUAUGCUUUUCGGAAGAGCAAGACCUUGAUUUCUCGUAUCAAGGACUCCCUUCCCGGCAGGGGGGCCCUAGCCUCGGUUGCUUUCUUUGUCUUUGCAGUACUCUACGUAUUCCAGAACGAGGUGUCGCUCAGGGUGGCGAGGACUGUUUCUAAAAGACUGAAGAGGCUCAGCGCUAAACUUGAGGGAGGUUAUGAUGGCAUUGACGAGAACGACAUGAAGCUUUUGGCUGGGUGGAGGUGGAGAGUGCUCCUCUGGGGUCAGUGAUCAAUCGCGACGUCGUUCUUGGCUUAGGUAGGUGGGGGGAAUGUUUCGGUCCGGUGUACUGCCAGAUUGAUAAGCUGAGUGGUAGCCCCCGUGGUUCAUAGGUGCACUUAAUGUAUCGUGCUGUUGGAAAGGGGCCCCUUAAUAUGUUUGUUAUAUUCGCUGCCUCUGAGGAAGCCCGCUUAUGAAGAGCCGGGUUGCUGCACCCUGCAGCUGCAGGGGAAUUGAAAUUGAAGUAUAAGGAAAAGGAAAAGGGAAAGGGAAAUAGGUAAUCAACACUUAAAAUAUGGAAUAAAAGAAGGAUGACCAUCAUUUUAGCUAUACGACAUCUCUGCUAAGGAGGUUUAAUUUUGGUGGCAAUUGACGAGUUGCUCAGGUUGCACAACCAAUUG
This is a messenger RNA of Phialemonium atrogriseum, 1103 nucleotides long. RefSeq lists its product as uncharacterized. The record is from RefSeq and is a predicted model, not a curated record. Lineage: Eukaryota; Fungi; Ascomycota; Sordariomycetes; Cephalothecales; Cephalothecaceae. The transcript has 2 exons. The coding region runs from base 25 to 714 and encodes 229 amino acids.